Molecule: messenger RNA, 2661 nt
Organism: Peniophora sp. CBMAI 1063
Lineage: Eukaryota; Fungi; Basidiomycota; Agaricomycetes; Russulales; Peniophoraceae
Source: the annotation of a GenBank genome assembly
AUGUCACCCGCGACAUACACAUUCUCUAAAGCGCUGAGUUUUUCCAGCGACCAUACUGCGGGAUGUCUGGUUGCGACUAUACCGGUCAUUGCCGUUGGAUUUCUCGGGCUUGCGGUUGCGACCUUUCUAUUCAUCGUGCGCAAAGUUGACUUUGCCCUCGCGUUGGUCUGUGGUUCGGCUUUCCUCGAGUUCCUCGCCGCACUCUUCGACGUAAGCCAGAUCUUGGUUCGCGGCGCUGCGGACGAAAGCGUAUAUUCCGGCACUGUUACUUCCCUGAUGCUCGCGCGCGAUAUAUUCUUCAGCUUCGGCAACGGACUGCGUUUUUUGGCUUACUGGACCAUCGUCGCGCAGCGCCCGCGUGGUGAAGAGCCUGUCGCGGAACGAGAGAAGCCCUCAGAGAACAUAUUGAUACUCGAUCCGAGCAUGCACAGCGGCAGCUGGAUGCGGUGGGGCGUCGUGGGGAUCAUCUUGAAAUGGCUUACUGCGGCUGUCGCCGUUGCCAUCACCCUCAUGCAAAUACUCUGGCGCGCUGUGGACGAAUUCGAUAAUCUGGGUCCAGUCUAUGCGGCGGAGAACGCACUCGAGGUUGUCAUGGCUGUCAUCUUCAUCAUCAAGUUGUGUCUCAACGCUGCCAUCACGGACACUCCGUCACGUUCGCGCUGGAUGACACUGGUGGACUAUACGCCGUUGUUCGUCGCCCUUAUGUUCACCUUCGCGCUCGGUAUUGGUAACAUAGCAGUUUUCCCAUUCUCCGAGUCGACCGCAGGUCGCCUCAUGAUCGCUACAGAGAUCUACAUCGUUCUCGAGACUUUGCUUUGCUGGAAGUUUUACGAAAAUGAUCGCCGACGACAAGCAACGCCAAGCGAGAAGGUCGACCCUAUCGUCAAUGGUAUCACACCGCACACCAACAACGGUCAUAGUUCAACCUUCUUGCAGGCCCCACAACGACCGAGUCCUCUCGCACGCAUCUCGGACUCCGGCCAGCGUAUCGUCUCCUGGGUGCAACAACCUCGACCUUCGUGGGCGCAACGCAUGUCCAGUUUGUCCGGCCGAUUCAGACCGGCUCUGGCGCGUGAUGAGGCGCGAUUGUAUAACCCGGAAGACGCGGAGCGCGGGAACUCCCCUACCACUACCGAGAACGGCGCGACGACAACCUACGACCUCAGCCCUUCCGAGGCGCGACAGAGCGCCCGCUACCAAGAUCCCGUGUACACUUCUUUCUUCCAAGAGUCGCAAAGGGACGUCAACGCCUUUGGACAGCCGCGCGCGGCCACGCCGUCGGACAGCGGUAUAGGAAGUAAUAAACGGUCGUCCUUGACAUCGUCGUACUACGAUCGCCGCGAAAACGACGGUCAAAGUCUGAUCAUCCCGCCACCUCUCGCGGUUACCACAGGGAACGGUAGUGUUCAUUCGCCAAUCUACGGUCUCAACGGAACUCUUCGUCCUGAGGGCUUCUCGCCGGUUACACUUGCCACAACAGCAACAUGGUCGCCCAUGAUGAAGACACUAGAGGUGGCCGCGCCUCCUUCAUUCGUGGAAUCGCCCACCUCGCUUGCACCUCCCCGCCCAAUACGAGAUAGCGGUAACAAUGAAGCUAGCUCGGCGCGCUCAUCUGGCUACGACCAGCUUCUGCGAGAACAAGAUGAGCUGGAGAAGAGUAUCGCGCAGCUACGUUUGCUAUCUACGAGCCAGGCGCUGGAUAGCAUAGUGAUUGAUCCGCGCCGCCCAUUCAGUCUAGAGUCGGGUCGCCCAACUCUCGGGCGGGAGCAGUCAGAUAGCUCGGGCAGUGGCCCACUAAAGUCGGCUUCCCUCCGCAGCGAAUUCUCCCUCAGCGUAUUCCCGGAGCCUCCACUUGCUCGCCGCUCGAGCCAGGUUCGCCCACAGUCGUUGGAGGAAUUCGUCGACAACGCAUCAACGGUCAUGCCCACCCGGGCUCGCGAACACAUUCGCCAGGAUAGCAACGACUCCCACAUAGACGUUGAUAUUGAGCGUGCUACAAUGGACUUCAAGAAUACGAAGCUGAGCUUCCGCGAGUCAGCCAUAGACUUGCUUCCCCCUCGUAUGCCCGCUUUAGCAGACGAGUCGAGCCAGACUGUGCCGUCUUCCACGCGAACGAGUGAAGAUCACAGCGAGUAUCGACCGCCUGCGUCUCGACUGGACUCUAAUGGGACACAGUAUGACGUGACGUCGUUCAUCGGUACUCUGACCGUUCCGUCUCACAAGAAGCGACACGAGGUUGACGGGCAAAGCGAGACUUCUAUGUCACCUGCACCAAGCGAUCUGUCAGCGCGAAUCGUCGCCGUAGAGCGCCGUCCAUCCGCUCGUGUAGUCCGUCUCGAGGGCAGCUCCGAGGGGUCUCGAACGAGCGUGCCAGUCUUGCCUUCGCCCCCGCGCGUGAUAACUAUCCCGCCGCGAAGCAAUUCUGCGGAUGAUGCCGACGGGUCUCUCAAAUCCGCUUCUGCCCAUGACUCGCCUACGGAAGGACGCGCGUCCCCGACGUCGUCUGGACGGCGAGUGGAGUUCGGUCGUACGCCCAGCGGUCGCAAAGCCGGCCUUCCCGCGCGACCGCGAAUGGUCAAUUCCUCAGCAACUAUCGACGAAGAGGUCGCGUCCGAGCAGUCGCACUCAAGCUCGGUCGCGACAGUGCAACCGCCAUUCUGA